AUGUUUUCCGGAGUGAUUAAUUUACAAAGAGUAUUAGAAGCAACAAAAGACCACGCGAAUGUUGUUGUACCUGAAUUAGAUCGUUUACUUAAACUUGAUCCAUAUCUUGCACCAUAUCAAGAUGAAAUUCGAAGACGUUAUUACAUCUUUCAAAAACUUCUUAAACAACUUGAAAAUGAAGAACAAGGUAUCGAUGUAUUUACAUCUGCUUAUAAACACUUCGGUAUUCAUGUUAAUUCCCAAACAAAUGAAAUAAAUAUUAAAGAAUGGGCACCCGGUGCAAAAGCAAUGUAUAUUCGUGGAGAUUUUAAUAAUUGGCAAGAAAAACAAUAUCCAUUUACACGUGAUCAAUAG
Rotaria sp. Silwood1 is the source of this 354-nucleotide messenger RNA. Lineage: Eukaryota; Metazoa; Rotifera; Eurotatoria; Philodinida; Philodinidae. The record is from the annotation of a GenBank genome assembly.